This is a messenger RNA of Sycon ciliatum, 3895 nucleotides long. RefSeq lists its product as uncharacterized. Lineage: Eukaryota; Metazoa; Porifera; Calcarea; Leucosolenida; Sycettidae. The transcript is spliced from 18 exons. The coding region runs from base 261 to 2684 and encodes 807 amino acids. Gene Ontology annotation, molecular function: protein binding. The record is from RefSeq and is a predicted model, not a curated record.
CUGCCGAAGCGGACCCAGCGCCGAACCGGAGUUUCGCAUUUUUUCUGUUCAUUUUCCGUAGAUGUAUGUCUACGCGUGUGAACUGACUUGAGUGUGUGUGUCUAGGGUUCGGAAAACAUUGGGCUGAUCGGCACAUCCUGUACGUCGUCACAUCCGUAGUUCCUGAAUGAAUUCUUCGUGUAGAGUUGCCUUCUCUAUGCUUUACAAACCCUAGAAGUUUACGACGUCUGUUGACUUACUGAACUGCUACAUAUCCAACCAUGGCGAGCUCUGUGCGUAAAGACUCUCGCCUCAGAAUGAUUCAGGCCGCUCGCAAACCGAGCCUCAGCACGCGAGUGUCCGUGAUGAAGAAAGCCUCAACGGUGGCUGUAGGUGGUCGCCCUCUGCAGCAGCGCAUGUCCAUGGGUCCGCGGACGUCGCGCGCUAUUUCUCGUAUCGCCAUACCCAGACGGGAAAGUCGCAUCACCAGAGAGAACAAAGCCGAGCCGGGAGGUGUGGACGCACUCGUCAAGGCCAUUCGCUGUUUCCCUAGCAACGAAGGUCUGAUAAGAGAGUGCUGCGGUGCUCUCGCAUCAUACUCACCCAGCAUUCUCUCAGAAUGGGAGUCGGUGCGGACGGACGCCAUUGAGGUUCUAUCCAACGCCAUGACAACAUUCUCCAGCAAGGAUGACCUGAUACUGGCAAUAGUGGACGCGUUGAUACAUCUUGUCACGCUGGAAGAAGAAAGUCCCGAGAAUAUCUGCAACCUGCUCGUGAAGAAGGACAUUGUGCGCCGAUGCUUGGUUACCAUGGAAGCAAACAGCAGCAAUGUGGCCAUGCACAUCUCCUGUUUGAGAUUGAUCGGCUUUGCAGCGCUGUCUGAUGCGGUAACCGUCGACAUCUGCAGCGCCGGUGCUCUGGACGCAACGCUAAAGUCCAUGGAAGUGUUCUCCAGCAACAGUGAAGUCCAGAGCAAUGCCUGCCUGGUGUUGGGAAACCUUUGCGUCAAUGACGAUGUUGCCGAGCAGGCUGACAAGAAAGGCGCGUCGUCUCGCAUCCUGAACGCCAUCUCCCAGAACCGCGACAACACAGAGCUGCUGGACAGCGCUUGCCGUGCGCUCGGAUCUCUGGCCAUGAACCAUGACCUGUGUAUGAAGCUGGUACGUACCGGCGGCAUCGAUCUCGUUCUGCAAUUGAUGACCUCGCAUCCAGACGAAGAGAAAAUCCAGGAGUGUGGUUGCUGGGCCCUGGCCUGUUUCUCCAGUCACGAUGAUGCUGUUAGUAACGUGUUAGAGAGAGGAGGCCUGCAGCAGGUAGUGACCACAAUGGACAGUGGCUAUCUGAGUGCCACGGUGCAGGAGUACGGAUGCAGGAUUAUAGUCAACCUCAGCAUGCCUGCCGGCCAGGAGGAUGUAAUCAGCAAGAAGGAGGUGAUGGAUGUUCUCAUUGCAGCCAUGGAUAGCUACGACAACAACGUGGCGGUCAACGAACAGGCAACGUUUGCGUUGAGCAAGAUCCUAGCCACCAAUGAGCGGCUGCAAUCAGAGUUUGUUGAAGCCGGCGGUGUCAAGCUGACUAUCGAUGCAAUGAAGCAUUUCCCGGAGAACGAAGGCGUGCACGAGAACGGCAUUCUCAUCCUCGGUAACAUUGUCAUGGAGGACAGCGCCAGAACUACCGUUCUUGAGUUGGAGGGACUGGAGACCAUCCUUCAGACAAUGAAACUGGACACAUGUAGGGAGAAUCUGAUUCUCCAAUGCGUCGGAUGCAACACUGUUGGAAACCUUAUAGCGGAGGAUUGUCAGCAUAAAGAGACGGUGGUGAAGCAAGGCGGCUUGCAGGCGGUCAUUGGAGCCAUGAAGGUCUUUGAGAGUAAUGAUGAGCUUCAGGAGUGUGCGUGUAGGGUGCUCGCCUACCUAGCAUCGUCAGAAUCCCUGCACAGUGACUUGAUAGAGUCUGGAUCAGACUCUCUAGUUCUUCUGGCAAUGGAGAAGCACACAAACAACAUAGACCUCUUGGAAGCAGCCAUUCAAGCAUUGCAGAUGCUCUCACCAUCCAGUGACGGUGCAUCAUGCUCGGAGGCGGUGCACUGCGCCAUCAAGCAGACAAUGCUCUGUCUACAGCAGCACCCGGAGGACGAGAACGUUUUCUCAGUGGCGUGUCAGGUACUAUCUGGCUACGCCCUGUCGCCGUACAGCCACCAUUGGAUGGUGGAGGAAGGAUUUAUCAACGUUGUCGUUGACCGUCUCAAGCAGUUCAGCAAAGCGGCCGACAUUCAGGGCUAUGGCUGCCAGCUGCUGGGACUGUUGUGUUUCACAAGUGAACUUUGCCAGAAGCUUCUCAGCGCCGGCAUUCUUCAGCGGCUCUGCGUUGCCAUGGAGACGUGCGCCUGUGAUGUACAGCUGCAGAUCACGUGCUGCGGCGCACUGACCUGUCUUGUGUCGGAAUGCCCCAGCCAAACAUUUGAGCUGCUCGCGCCGACAUCCUUCUCCAAGCUGAUCGUGGAGGCGAUGCGUAACCAUAGCGACAACAUGGACCUGCUGCUGGCAAGCUACAUCGCCGUCAAGUUCCUGGCAGGAAAUCCAUCCACUCGCAAACAACUACUGGACGACGAUGCGGCCUCCGCCAUUCAGGCAGCGCUGAGCAACUUCCCGCAGCAGGAGGAACUGCAAACGGAAGCGGCGGAGGUCCUACGCAAACUGAAGUGAAAUAUCCCGCCAGACGGCCGACUGUGCAAGGCUGGGUCCUUACUCGUAACGAUAUUGGAAUUUUUAGAGUCGUGUAUUCCACGUGUGAUUGCCAUGCGGGUCAUGGUCGUUGCUUUAUCUAGAAAAGUCUACGUAAUUAUUGUGCAAUGAUAAACUCAUUUUUCACGGAUAGUUUUUGGAUUUCUUGCGUUGCACGUGCAAUGUCAGUGCGCCAUUGCUUGUACCCUCUACAUGGACAUUCAAUGAGAAUGUGUGUGUGUGUGUGUGUGUGUGUGUGUGUGUGUGUGUGUGUCCCAUAUGGUGCAGUGGUAUGUGCAGCGAUUUCCAAUCGAUAGGUUGCGGGUUCGAUUCCCGACGAUUAUGGUCACACACGUCUUUCUUCUCUUUCUCAGACUCUUCCUGACUUUUCUUUCAUUCUCCUGGGUGGUUACCAACAGCCAGUGCAUGCCGGAGUAUGUGGUGUGAUGUGUGUGCGGGAAAAAAGAAGAAAAAAAAAAGACCAAAAAGUAGGGAUUCACUGGCCAGAAAAAAGCCACUUCAAAGCUGUGUGGUGUAGACCAGGCUGAAUAGUGGUGGUCAAUUCUUCAGCCUUGCAAGCUGUUGAAUGGUGCAAUCCCAGCACAAGUUGCUAUGGCUUCUGCUGUAGCAUCGCUAUCAUCGCCUCUGGCGAUGGGCGUCCAAUGGUCAAUGGUGUGUGUGUGUGUGUGUGUGUGUUUUCCUACGUAUGUCCGAUGGGUUAGUUCACCCAUACCGUAUUGAUUAUGUUGAUAUUACCUGAUUUCUCUAGUCGCGCUCGUGACCAGCCUGUUGCGGUCUUGGAGCGUAGGUCAUCCCUGUUACCAACUCUGAUCACUGCAAUUGUGACGCAGUCGGUGUGGAGGGAGAACUUUUCGUAUCUGCAUGUCGGUCGCGGAAGUUGAUUGCUGACAUCACCAGGGUUUUCCGCACAUUUAUUUGGUCUGCAGUACCAUGCGACAUUUGAACACAUUACUGGUUCUUGUUGUGCAAUGCUCUCCAUGCAUUCUAUAUUUCUCCUUUCCUUCCCUAUAUUACUGAUGGAUGUUUUAGUGACUGUUGCCUUUCGCAUGUGCUAUAUGUAUAGGUUGGAAGAAGUUGAUGCACUUAUUGAACUUUUCUUAUUAGGAAAUUUUCUUUUUCACAACUUUUCUGAUCCUGGAUUCUUGUUAAGACUACUGUUUCGUGAGUGUGUA